GCCUAUUUCAGUCAUUGUUCAUGUGCUAGCCAGAAGGCUAGUUCACAAUAAAACACGUUUAAGUUAUACCGCCUUCAAGUCUAACCGGAUUUUUUUACUGAACUGUUCGGAGGAUUUGACGGCUGAACCAUGAGCAAGAGAAAAGCCCCACAAGAGUCACUAAACGAAGGAAUAACAGACUUUCUUGUGGAGCUGGCUAACUACGAAAAGAACGUCAACAGGGCAAUUCACAAGUACAACGCUUACAGGAAAGCAGCCUCAACAAUUGCCAAGUAUCCUAAUAAGAUCAGAAAUGGUGAAGAAGCCAAGAAGCUGGAUGGAGUGGGUGCUAAAAUAGCUGAAAAGAUUGACGAGUUCCUACAGACGGGAACACUACGGAAAUUGGAAAAAAUUCGAAAUGAUGACACCAGCUCUUCCAUCAAUUUUCUCACAAGAGUAACCGGAAUCGGCCCAGCAGCUGCCAGGAAGUUUUUUGAAGAAGGCGUAAAGAGUCUUGAAGAUUUGAAGAAGAUUGAGCACAAGCUUAACCAUCACCAGAAGAUUGGACUCCAAUAUUUUGAAGACUUUGAGAAAAGGAUUCCGCGAGCUGAAAUGGAAAAGAUGGAGACACUUAUUCUUGGAGAGUUGAGGAAGAUUGAUACAGUCUACAUAGGGACAAUAUGUGGAAGUUACAGGAGAGGCGCUGCCUCCAGUGGUGAUAUUGAUAUCUUGCUGACCCACCCUGACUUCACCUCUCAGACUGAGAAGAAGCAACCUAAGCUUCUCCAUGCUGUGGUAGAACAUUUGGAGUCUAUUGGUUUUGUGACUGACACGCUAUCCAAAGGGGACACCAAGUUCAUGGGUGUCUGCCAGCUGCAGCAAGGAGAUGAAGAUGAGGAAGAAUACCUUCACAGGCGCAUUGAUAUCAGGUUAAUCCCAAAGGACCAGUACUACUGUGGUAUUUUGUAUUUCACUGGGAGUGAUAUCUUCAAUAAAAACAUGAGAACCCAUGCUUUGGAGAAGGGCUUCACACUCAACGAGUACACCAUAAGACCACUUGGGGUCACUGGUGUGGCAGGGGAGCCUCUUUUGGUGGAUAGUGAAAAAGACAUCUUUGAUUACAUCCAAUACAAAUACAAGGAGCCGAAGGAUCGAAGUGAAUAAAGACAAAGAACGCUUUUAAGUCUUGAAACACAUUUGCAACUGUGUGACUGUGGUAUGGCCUGCAUGAGCGAAGUGCACUUGAGGGCAUUUUUUUGUUAUAGGUAUUGUACAGUAUUUUUGUUAUCUAUCAAGUUUUUUCAUCAAAAGUCUUGGUGUGCACUUCCAAGGAUGAUUUAUAAUUGUAUUUUAACAGGAUUGCCAAGACACUACUACAACCUGUAACUCGCCAGUCUUGAUGUAGUCUUGCCCUUGUCUGGCUUAGUAGUAAUAAGUCAUUUUAAACUGGAAAUCAUUGAGAAUAUUGAAUACAUUGGAGAUGAGUUACAAA
Molecule: messenger RNA, 1471 nt
Organism: Entelurus aequoreus (snake pipefish)
Lineage: Eukaryota; Metazoa; Chordata; Actinopteri; Syngnathiformes; Syngnathidae
Gene: polb
Product: polymerase (DNA directed), beta
Exons: 14
Coding region: 130-1143 (337 amino acids)
Biological process (GO): double-strand break repair via nonhomologous end joining
Cellular component (GO): nucleus
Molecular function (GO): DNA-directed DNA polymerase activity; DNA binding
Source: RefSeq, a predicted model, not a curated record